AUGGCCACCUCUGGACGCCUCAGCUUCACCGUGCGCAGGCUCCUGGAUUUACCGGAGCAGGAUGCGCAGCACCUGCGGAGGAGGGAGCCGGAGCUACGCGCCCCUGCGCCCGGCCCCUGCGCCACCUGGCUGGAAUCCGAGCGCGGCCACUACCCUUCCUCGGACGAGAGCAGCCCAGAGGCCAGCCCGAGGGACUCGUCGCAGCGGCCGUCCGCUCGGCCUGCGUCUCCGGGCUCGGACGCCGAGAAGAGGAAGAAGCGGCGGGUGCUGUUCUCCAAGGCGCAGACGCUGGAGUUGGAGCGGCGCUUCCGGCAGCAGCGCUACCUGUCGGCGCCCGAGCGCGAGCAGCUGGCGCGCCUGCUGCGCCUCACGCCCACACAGGUCAAAAUCUGGUUCCAGAACCACCGCUACAAGCUGAAGCGCGCGCGCGCGCCGGGAGUGGCCGAGGCGCCCGACCUGGCGGCGGCUGCCGAGGUGCGCGCCGCGCCCGGCCUGCUGCGCCGCGUGGUGGUGCCCGUGCUGGUGCGCGACGGGCAGCCGUGCGGCGGCAGCGCCCAGGGCGGCACGGCCGCCGCCCGGGACAAGAGCGCGGCGCCGCCAGCCGCCGCCUGCCCUGUGCCAGGCUACGCCGCCUUCGGGCCUGGCUCGGCUUUCGGCCUCUUCCCCGCCUACCAGCACUUAGCGCCCCCCGCCCUGGUCUCCUGGAACUGGUGA
Messenger RNA from Dama dama (fallow deer), 714 nucleotides. RefSeq names its product NK2 homeobox 8 (gene NKX2-8). Gene Ontology annotation, cellular component: nucleus. Gene Ontology annotation, molecular function: RNA polymerase II cis-regulatory region sequence-specific DNA binding; DNA-binding transcription factor activity, RNA polymerase II-specific. The record is from RefSeq and is a predicted model, not a curated record. The transcript has 2 exons. Gene Ontology annotation, biological process: cell differentiation; regulation of transcription by RNA polymerase II. NCBI's taxonomy places the organism in Eukaryota, Metazoa, Chordata, Mammalia, Artiodactyla, Cervidae. Bases 1 to 714 code for a protein of 237 amino acids.